Messenger RNA from Rhizophagus irregularis DAOM 181602=DAOM 197198, 824 nucleotides. RefSeq lists its product as uncharacterized. The record is from RefSeq and is a predicted model, not a curated record. NCBI's taxonomy places the organism in Eukaryota, Fungi, Glomeromycota, Glomeromycetes, Glomerales, Glomeraceae.
UUGGGAAAAAGAACCGGAGGAAGUUAAAAUUUAUUAUAAAAAACUUGCUAAAGAAGCUUUCGAUUAUCGUAAUAAAUUAUUUCCUAAACCUGAAAGUAAAAGAAAGAAACGAAGUAAUUGGAAUGUUAUUUCUUUUGAAAAAAAAACUUUACAUCCCAAUAAUGAAAUUAAUGAUGAAAAAAUUAAUGAUGUUGAAACUAAAAAAGAAUCCACUUCCACUCCCUUUGAAAUGCAUGUAUCAGUUGAUAAUCAAACUGACUUGGAUUUUAUUAAUCAGAUUUCAACACCCGACCUUUCUCAUGAAUCAUCCACUACAACUUCACCAAUCAUUGACGAUUGGUCUAUUGAUGAAUUGAAUACAAUCGAUUUCAAUUUAAGAAAUCCCAACUUGACUUCAAGUAAUGAAAAUUGUUCUUACAUGAAUAGUUAUGAACAACAAUCUUUUGAAAAUUUUCAACAAGAAAUUGAUUCUUAUGAUCAUUUCACGAAUCAAAUUAUUGAUAAUCAAUUACAAUAUUAUAAUAUUUUUCAGAAUCAUGAAAUGUUUUGUAAUGAACCUAAUGAACCGCAAUCAAAUUACUGUCAGGUUAAUCCCAAUAUUUUACCUUCCUCCUCCUCACCUAAUGUACUCGGCAUUUUCGAAUAUCACGGAGAAGAACUUGCAAUGAAUUUACAAUCGUUUUAUUCUAAUAAUUUGAAUCCGAUUCCAGAGAAUACUUGCGUUAAUCAACAAUUUUAUAUUCCCGAACCUUUUGAUUAUUAUUCAUUUUAUUAAUCUUAGAAAAUUUACCUCUUUGAAAAAGUCGUCGUUAUCGAAAAUAUUU